Molecule: messenger RNA, 1830 nt
Organism: Sphenostylis stenocarpa
Lineage: Eukaryota; Viridiplantae; Streptophyta; Magnoliopsida; Fabales; Fabaceae
Source: the annotation of a GenBank genome assembly
AUGCGGUGGUUCCGCCUAAGCCCAAUCAAAAGCCCGCUGAAUCUGAACCUGAGCCCGAGGCGUUCAAUCUCGUUCAGAGCUUUGGUUCCUCUCUGGCCGGGUUUCGCUUCUCCUCGCUCCCUUCUGAGAUCGUCAAUUCCAAUGGCGGCCAUCCACAACCACACCAACAGCGAACCUGGGCUUGCCAGACGCUUCUGGAUCAAGUUCACGCGCCAAUCCAUCUUCGCCAUGUACACUCCCUUCGCCAUCGCCUUGGCCUCCGGUAAUUUGAACAUCGAUUCCUUUCACCAUUACAUCGCUCAAGACGUCCAUUUCCUACGCGCCUUUGCUCAAGCGUAUGAGUUGGCUGAAGAAUGUGCUGAUGAUGACGAUGCGAAACUUGGAAUCUGUCAGUUGAGGAAGGCAGUACUAGAGGAGUUGAAGAUGCACAGCUCGCUGGUACAGGAAUGGGGGUUGGACCUUACCAAAGAGCACAGUAUUAAUUCUGCAACUGUUAAGUACACAGAUUUCCUGCUGGCUACAGCCUCUGGGAAGAUUGAAGGACUAAAAGGUCCUGGUAAACUUGCUACACCGUUUGAGAAAACAAAAAUUUCUGCGUAUACUUUAGGUGCCAUGACUCCUUGCAUGAGGCUUUAUGCCGUUUUGGGAAAGAAAUUCCAGGAACUUUUGGAUUCCAAUGAAGGUACUCACCCGUAUAACAAGUGGAUCGACAACUAUUCCUCUGAUGGUUUCCAGGCUACUACUCUGCAAACUGAAGAUUUGCUCGACAAACUAAGUGUCUCUUUGACUGGUGAAGAACUUGAUGUCAUUGAAAAGCUUUAUUCCCAAGCAAUGAAGCUUGAAAUAGAGUUCUUUUCUGCACAGCCACUCUUUCAGCCGACUAUAGUACCCUUGACUAAAGAACAUAAGCCUGUGGAAGAUCAUCUCAUAAUUUUUUCUGAUUUUGAUUUAACAUGCACCGUUCUUGAUUCGUCUGCGAUCUUGGCUGAAAUUGCUAUAGUGACAGCACCAAGAUCUGAUCAGAAUCAACCUGAAGAUCAGAUUGUUAGGAUGUCAUCUUCUGACCUCAGGAAUACAUGGGGCUUUUUAUCUAAACAGUAUACAGAGGAGUAUGAGCAAUGUAUAGAAAGCAUUAUGCCUUCUGAUGCAUUGGACUAUUUUGAUUACAAAGAAUUGUCUAUGGCCGUGGAGCAACUUUCAAAAUUUGAGAACACGGCAAAUAAUAGGGUUAUCGAGUCUGGGGUACUCAAGGGUAUAAGUCUAGAAGAUAUAAAGCGUGCUGGAGAGCGGUUGAUCCUUCAAGAUGGAUGCACUAAUUUCUUUCAAAGCAUCGUUAAGAAUGAAAAUUUAAAUGCAAACGUGCAUGUUCUUUCAUACUGCUGGUGUGUUGACCUCAUAAGGUCUGCUUUCUCUUCAGCUGAUUUAAAUGAGUUGGAUGUUCACGCUAAUGAGUUCACUUAUGAGGGAUCUGUUUCCACGGGUGAAAUUGUUAAGAAAGUGGAGUCUCCUAUUGACAAGGUUGAAGCUUUUCGGAACAUACUGAAAGAUUGCAGUGAUGACAAGAAGAAAUUAACUGUUUACAUCGGAGAUUCAGUGGGUGAUUUACUUUGCCUACUUGAAGCAGAUGUAGGAAUUGUGAUUGGUUCAAGUUCAAGCCUUAGGAGAGUAGGGACACAGUUUGGUAUUUCGUUUGUUCCAUUGUAUUCUGGCUUGGUUAAGAAACAGAGAGAAUACGUUGAAGGAAGCACUUCUAAUUGGAAGGGUUUAUCUGGGAUUCUUUACACAGUCUCUAGUUGGGCUGAAGUGCAUGCUUUUAUUUUGGGUUGCUAG